Ceratotherium simum simum (southern white rhinoceros) is the source of this 2181-nucleotide messenger RNA. Lineage: Eukaryota; Metazoa; Chordata; Mammalia; Perissodactyla; Rhinocerotidae. The record is from RefSeq and is a predicted model, not a curated record.
GAAUCUUGUUCUCUUUUUCUAGCAUUACAGUGUUUCUGCCACCUUUGUACAAAAGACAAUUUUACUUGUGUCACAGAUGGGCUCUGCUUUGUCUCUGUCACAGAGACCACAGACAAAGUUAUACACAAUAGUAUGUGUAUAGCUGAAAUCGACCUAAUUCCUCGAGACAGGCCAUUUGUAUGUGCACCGUCCUCAAAAACUGGGUCUCCUACUACAACGUUUUGCUGCAAUCAGGACCAUUGCAAUAAAAUAAAACUCCCAACUGUUGGAAAGCCAUCGUCUGGCCUUGGUCCCGUUGAACUGGCAGCUGUCAUUGCUGGACCAGUCUGCUUUGUCUGCAUCUCACUCAUGUUGAUGGUCUAUAUCUGCCAUAACCGCACCGUCAUUCACCAUCGAGUGCCGAAUGAAGAGGAUCCUUCAUUAGAUCGCCCUUUUAUUUCAGAGGGUACUACGUUAAAAGACUUAAUUUAUGAUAUGACAACAUCAGGUUCUGGAUCAGGUUUACCAUUGCUUGUUCAGAGAACAAUCGCAAGAACUAUCGUGUUACAAGAAAGUAUUGGCAAAGGUCGAUUUGGAGAAGUUUGGCGAGGGAAGUGGAGAGGAGAAGAAGUUGCUGUUAAAAUAUUCUCCUCUCGAGAAGAACGUUCAUGGUUCCGUGAGGCAGAGAUUUAUCAAACUGUAAUGUUACGUCAUGAAAACAUCUUGGGAUUUAUAGCAGCAGACAAUAAAGACAACGGUACAUGGACUCAGCUCUGGUUGGUGUCAGAUUAUCAUGAGCAUGGAUCCCUUUUUGAUUAUUUGAACAGAUACACAGUUACUGUGGAAGGGAUGAUAAAACUUGCUCUGUCCACGGCAAGUGGACUUGCCCAUCUUCACAUGGAGAUUGUUGGUACCCAAGGAAAACCAGCCAUUGCUCAUAGAGAUUUGAAAUCAAAGAAUAUCUUGGUAAAGAAGAAUGGAACUUGCUGUAUUGCAGACUUGGGACUGGCAGUAAGACAUGACUCGGCUACAGAUACUAUUGAUAUUGCUCCAAACCACAGAGUGGGAACAAAAAGGUACAUGGCCCCUGAAGUUCUAGAUGAUUCCAUAAAUAUGAAGCACUUUGAAUCCUUCAAGCGUGCCGACAUCUAUGCAAUGGGCUUAGUGUUCUGGGAAAUAGCUCGACGAUGUUCCAUUGGUGGAAUUCAUGAAGAUUACCAGCUGCCUUAUUAUGAUCUUGUACCUUCUGAUCCAUCAGUUGAAGAAAUGAGAAAAGUUGUUUGUGAACAGAAGUUAAGGCCAAAUAUUCCAAACAGAUGGCAGAGCUGUGAAGCCCUGAGAGUAAUGGCAAAAAUCAUGAGAGAAUGUUGGUAUGCCAAUGGAGCAGCUAGGCUUACAGCUUUACGGAUUAAGAAAACAUUGUCACAACUCAGUCAACAGGAAGGCAUCAAAAUGUAAUUCUGCGGCUUUGCCUGGACUCUGUUUUUCUUCAGAGCUGCUCCUGGGUUUUAAUUUGGGAGGUCAGUUGUUCUACCUCACUGAGAGGGAACAGAAGGAUAUUGCUUCCUUUUGCAGCAGUGUAAUAAGGUCAAUUAAAAACUACCCAGGAUUUCUUUGGACCCAGGAAACAGCCAUGUGGGUCCUUUCUGUGCACUAUGAACGCUUCUUUCCCAGGACAGUUACAAAAUGUUGUGUAGUCUACCUUUAUUUUUUAUUAACACAAAACUUGUUUUUUUAAAAGAUGAUUGCUGGUCUUAACUUUAGGUAACUCUGCUGUGCUGAAGAUCAUCUGUAAGGGUAAAGGAACUAGAUUGCUGAGUUAUACAAAAACAUUUCUUAUUUUUAAAGAAAGUGAUUUCUUUCUCCUGGCUAGUACAUUCUCAGAGGAUUCUGAACCACUAAAGAGUUUCCUUGAUUCAGACUUUGAAUGUACUGUUCUAUAAUUUUCAGGAUCUUAAAACUAACGCGUAUAAAACUCUUAUCUUGAGUCUAAAAAUGACCUCAUAUAGUAGUGAGGAACAUAAUUUAUGCAAUUGUAUUUUGUAUACUAUUAUUGUUCUUUCACAUAUUUGGAACAUUACAUGCCUUCAAAAUGGGAUUGUACUAUACCAGUAAGUGCCACUUCUGUGUCUUUCUAAUGGAAAUGAGUAGAAUUGCUUGAAGUCUGUAUAUGUUAAAACCUGAAGUGUUUUAAUUGAAAAA